This is a messenger RNA of Pneumocystis jirovecii RU7, 3006 nucleotides long. RefSeq lists its product as uncharacterized. The record is from RefSeq and is a predicted model, not a curated record. NCBI's taxonomy places the organism in Eukaryota, Fungi, Ascomycota, Pneumocystomycetes, Pneumocystales, Pneumocystaceae. The annotation marks the transcript as partial. The transcript has a single exon.
CACAGCUUGGCGCGGGCGGUGGCGCGGGCGGUUAAGCGGCAGGCACAACAAGUAGUGAAAAGUGUAUAUGAUGAUGAGGACUAUCUUUUGGCUUUGAUUUUAAAAGAAAAAACAGACAAUACAAAAAACAAAGCAUGUGAAACAGAACUUAAAAAGUAUUGCAAAAACUUAAAGGAUGUUUAUACGGACUUGGAAAAAAUAAGUCCAAAACUAAAAGACAUUUGCAAUCAUGGAAACCCAGAAAAAAAAUGCGUAGGGUUAAAAGAUAAAAUUAAAAAUAUCUGCGAAACAUUUAAAUCAACAUUUCAAAAGGUAAAUCAAAACCCAUUAGAUACGAAUUGUAAAGAGAGUGAGCAAAAAUGCUUGUUUUUGGAGGAUGCAUGCUCUGGUGAUCUCAAAGAUGGUUGCAACACUAUAAGAAAUAAGUGUUAUCAAAAGAAACGUGAGAAAGUGGCAGAAAAAGCUCUUUUAAGAGCACUUAAUGGCCAUCUUAAAGAUAAAGAUACAUGUAAAGAGAAGCUCAAGGAACUUUGUCCAAAGUUAGGUCAAGAAAGUAAUGAAUUAGCGCAAAAAUGUUUUGAUACGGACUCUACAUGUGAACCUCUAGUAAAAACAGCAGAAGAAAAGUGUAAAUCUUUAAAAACAGAGGUAGGAAAAGUAAUAAAUAGUAAUGAAGAGUUACAGAAAAGAGGGCGUUCUUUACUUAAAGAAUGCCAUUUUUAUGGACAAAAUUGUGAUAAUAAUGAAUCAAAGUGUAGUAGUUUACAAAAAAAAUGUAAAGAAAAAGAAAUCUUUUAUGUACCACCAGGUUCAGAUUUUAAUCCUACAAAACCAGAACCUACGCUGGCAGAAAAAAUAGGUUUGGAAGAGCUUCACAAAGAAGCGGCGACACAGGGAAUUCUACUUGGAAAACCACCAGAAAGGGAUGUUCUUGAUUUACUAGUAUUUCUGUCAGGAAGUGACCCUUUUGAUGACACUCAAUGUGAGAAAGUACUCACUAAUAAAUGUAGCUCUAUUCAACAUCUAGCAAAAGAAUUAGAGAAUUUAUGCAAAGAUAAAGGCAAAUAUGGGGAUAAAUGUAAAAAGUUUAAAGGGGAUUUUGAAAAAACAAAAGGCACUCUAACAACAAUGUUUCAAAGAAAUUCAUUUGAAAACAAUGAAAUUAUAUUAUGGAAUGAGUUACCGAAUUUCCUUAGUGAAAAUGACUGCAUAAAAUUACAGUCAGACUGUUUUUAUUUUGAAAGUCAAACAGGUUUUGAAAAAAUAUGUAAGAAUGUUAAGGCAACGUGUUAUAAAAAAGGGCGUGACGCAUUAGCAAACCAGGUAUUACAAGACAAAAUGAGAGGGAAACACCGUGAUACAAAUAAUACAUUGUAUGAAACAAUUCAAAAAGAGCUGGUAAAGGCAUGUGUGGGUCUGAAAGGAGAGAGCGAUGAGUUAUUUGUGUUAUGUGUGCAACCAAUAGAAGGAGCCGUUGCAGUAUUAACAGAUUUACAUAUGAAGACAGACGUGUUACAAGGAGACUUGAACGAGAAACGGGAUUUUCCUACGAAGCAAGAUUGCGAAGAAUUGCUAAAGAAGUGCAAUGAUCUAAGACAAGACUCUGAGGAACUUGAGUGGCCCUGUCGUACGUUGGAGCAUCAUUGCAAUCGAUUGAAUAUUGCAGAACAAUUGGAAGAGAGGUUGUUGGAAGGAAAGGUGAAGGAUUUGGACAAUUUCAAUUCGUGUUUAGAGAAUCUGGGAAAACAAUGUCGUGAAUGGAGCAGAAAAGGAAGAACACAGUUUGCUCUCUCAUGUGUAGCACAGAAUAUUACAUGCAAAAUUCUUACAAAAAGCGUAGAAUCUAAGUGUACUACAUUGAAGGCACGUAUGAAAGCAAGUGAUGUUAUGAAUAAAAUAAAAAAGAAUGAUGAAAAAGAAUCAACCUGUAGCACCUGGGCACCCUAUUGUACCAAGUUUAUGUCAAGUUGCCAGAAUCUAACUGCUGGUGAUGGAAAAUGUAAGAAACUUAACAAAGAGUGUAAACUAUUUAUCGAAAGGAAGGAUUUGGAAGAAAAAGUAGCUUAUGAAUUAAAGGGCAGUUUGAAAACAGAGCAAAAGUGUCAGAAUACACUUGAAAAAUACUGCACACAAUGGGCAAAUGCAAGCAAUGGUCUUGAAACUUUGUGCAAAGAAAAUGGUAAGGAGGAUAAUCAAGUUAGGGAAGAGCUUUGCAAGAAAUUAGUAGAACAAGUAAAAAAGCAAUGUUCUGGAUUACAGAAAAAACUUACAGAAGCCAGUAAAGAGCUGGAAAAGAAAGCUAGUGAAUAUGAGGAUAUCAAAAAAAAAGCAGAAGAUGCAAUGAAAAAAGCAAGUCUUGUUUUAUCAAAAGCAAAAGUAGAAAACAAUAAAUCGGAAAACGAAGUUGUGCCUAGUGCACCAGCUGUACCUAGUGGAAAAGACACGAAGCCGUUUAGACUUAUAAGAAGAGAUGUAACAGCGAAGGUAACAGAAGACGAAGCGAAAGCAUUUGAUUUGGUUGCACAAGCAUUUGGACUCUAUGUAGAAUUAAGGGAGAUAUGCCAUGAUUUACUAAAAAGAUGCGGAUUUAAAAAGGAAUGUGAUUGUGAAGAUUCAUGCAAAACGAUAGAAAAUAAAUGCCAUGGAUUGAAACCACUGGAAGUAAAACCAUACGAAAUAGCAACUAAAAACAUAACAACCACAACUACAACCACAACGACAACAACAACAACCGUUAAAGACGCAAAGGUAACAGACUGCCAGUCUCUGCAAACGACAGACACGUGGGUCACAAAGACGUCGACCCAUACUAGCACAUCCACAACUACAUCUACGGUCACAUCGAGAAUAACGUUGACCUCAACGAGGCGGUGUAAGCCUACGAAGUGCACGACAGGAGAGGAGGAUGAAGCAGGGGAAGUGAAGCCGAGUGAGGGAUUAAGGGUGAGCGGGUGGAAUGUGAUGAGGGGGGUGCUAGUGGUAAUGAUGAUUUCAUUCAUGAUUUAA